This is a messenger RNA of Triplophysa rosa, 2899 nucleotides long. It is a transcript of the gene il10ra, whose product is annotated as interleukin 10 receptor, alpha. The record is from RefSeq and is a predicted model, not a curated record. The transcript is spliced from 7 exons. The coding region runs from base 456 to 2066 and encodes 536 amino acids. Gene Ontology annotation, molecular function: protein binding. NCBI's taxonomy places the organism in Eukaryota, Metazoa, Chordata, Actinopteri, Cypriniformes, Nemacheilidae.
UUUGACCUGAUCAAAUAAAGUUAACUCCUUGACUCCUGAACCUUCUUUGUCUGAGAGAUUUUUUGAACUUCAAGAUCGACUUCUACCACAUCAGUACGUACAUAACCACAAAUGAGAAAAAAAAACAUGUUGCUAUCUUUGAGUUGGGGAAAUAUCAGCUAUGACGGAGGAGAGAAGCAAAACAGAGUAAGGGGAAGUUGCUGUGCUGAUACAUAGAGUUAACCACUCAACCACACAUUCACAUGAGAGACAAAGAGAGAGAGAGAAAGAGAAAGAGAGAGAGGGGGGACGACAGAGCGACAUACAGUAUUAGAAGAGUAACUGAACGCUGAGCUGGUUAAAGACUGUUACGAUUAUUUAUUCAUUAUUAUCAAGUAUUUGGUUCUUUGGAGUAUUGUGUGGGGAAUGGGAGCUGGAUUCGUUGUUGGAUAUGCUGCUUAUACAUUGAUAUAAAUAUGGAUUUCACCUCAUGGAUUUGUGUGCUGGUCAUGUGGACACAGAUUGGGCUUUAUGCAGCAGGUGCAGAUCAGAAAAUAGAAGUAAACUAUGAAAUAUGGGAAGGAAAUGCAACUGUGUUCUGGGAUCCCCCUGAUGGAGCUCCUCCAAAUGCCCUUUAUCAAGUCCAGCAGUCAAAAUAUGUGCAUACUGAAUGGCACAUCGUGCCAGACUGUAACAUGACUAAAGAAACUACAUGUUAUCUCGGGAACCUUAUAUCCCUACCAGAAGAAGUAAAAGUAAAGGUUGGACUGUUUCAAGGCAAUAGCAGCUUUUCCUGGUCGAGUAACCGAAGAAUUCGUUUAGUGAACUUCAAAUUGUUAGCUCCAGAGUUCCACCUGUCUUCCACCACUAAAUCAGUGAAGGUUACGAAUUUCAGGAAGCAGUUUCUGGCGAAGCUUUUUGACUUUGGCCCACGUUACACAGUCACUCUGUACCCCAAAGGAGAUAGUCAGGCUAUAACACAAAUUGAAGACGAGGAUGAAGAUGGUGAGGUUGAGUUUAGUUCAUUACACUUCUUGCAGGAAUAUUGUGUCAAUGUGACAGUGGAGAUGGUAUCCGCAGAUGUUAGGAACUCCUCAUUACAGCAUUGCAUAUAUACAUCAGCAGACAGGUCACUGGUGAUCUCCAUAGUAACUCUUGGUGUAGUUGGAACUGUGUCAUUCUUCAUGUUUGCCAUCUGUUUCUUCCUGAGGCGUCCUGGUAAAAUGCCUGCAGCUCUGAAAUCUGCUGUGAACGGAUGGCACCCCAUGAACAUAGGAUCCGUCCACAUUGAGACCAUCACUGACAAGGGGUGGCUGCUGAUGAGCAACAAAACAGAAGAAAAGACUAAUGCGCCUGACAAUACAACAUUAUUCCCUGAGGAAGAUAAAGAGAGGAGAGAGAGUACAGACAGCGGCGUGAGUGUCGGCCAGCAGGACUCGAUAAAGCUCAGAGGAUCGGAUACGCAGACAGUAGAGGACGACAGCGGCUGUGGAAGCCUGACGGGAUCUGAGGACGGUGGAAGAAGAAGCAUGGAAGAACUUCCUUCUCUGGACGGAGGAAUGAGCGGCGGCGAGCGCGGAGAGGACAGCGGUUUGGGAAUGGGGAACCGGGAUGGUUCCGACAGUCUCAAAGGGGCGGACAGCGGACUCCUUUGCGAGGUAGUGGUCGUCGGAGAUGGAUAUCGGAGUCAGAGCCCUUCUGCGGAUGAACAAGGGGAAAUAACCGUACCUUGUGAUGUAGACAGUAAUAUGGUGAGCCCGAGUGGUGGCUACAGGUCCGGUCAUGUGACAUGCUUGUGUUCAGACUUCGAAAUGUGCAUGUGGUGUAAAACUAGGAAGCUCGUAGCGACAGACUGUGCUUCAGCGUCUCAUGAGAAAACCAAUUGCACUUUUACAACGGAAAACAACGACAGACCUAGCUAUCUGAAAAACUCUGAGAAGGAAGUGAUUGUGUUAGACGAGUUGAAUCCUCAGUCGGACUGUGAAUCAUCUGCUCUUUUGAUUUCCUUUCCCUUAUUUCAUGGACAAAAUCAGCAGUUGGACACUUCGCCUCUUACAUUAGGAGAUGUAGAACUGACAUUCACGUGAGCAAAUGUUUAAUGUACGCGUAAGCAAGCAAAACGGAUGUGGUAUGGACAUUAUACAUACCUGCUCUUCCUUGUUUCCUGCAACUUACAUUCAUACUGUAAGCAAUGUUUACAGAUACAGCAGAAAGAUCUCUGGGGCAUCGUUCGAUGAUUGCUGUACACAUCGGGUCAUUUUGUUAAUGCCCUACCGGAGAAAUUUGAGAAUAACAUUACACCAAUGUUUCCCUGAUAAAAUGUGAGAUAUGACCUGAAUGUGGCUGCUACAGCUUGAAAAUGAGUAAACCAAAACUGUUGGUGGUUAAAUCAAAUGUCACUGCCAGCUUUCAACAUCAGAUCGUGAUCUCAAUCCCGCGUAUCUCACCCACCAAUAAUUCAGUUGAUUGUGUUUCGUUCUGGUGUUGAUUUGAUGCAGAUUUGCACACACUUGUAUUUUGCAUUUGGUCUAUUUAUUUAUUGACUUAAAGGGAUAUUUCACCCAAAAAUGAAAAGUAUGUCAUCAUUUACUCAUCCUCUUGUCGUUUCAAAGCUGCAUGACUUUCUUUCUUCUGCAGAACACAAAGAAGAUAUUUUGAAGAAUGGUGGUAACCGAACAGCGGCGGCACCCAUUGACUUGCAUUGGUUUUGUGUCUAUGCAAAAGAAAUGAUAGGGUACCGGCACUGUUUGGCUACCAACUUUCUUCAAAAUAUCUUCUUUUGUGUUUUGCAGACGAAAGAAAGUCAUACAGGUUUAAAAAUGAGAUGAGGCAGAAUUGAUGACAGAAUUAAAAUUUUUGGGUUAAUAUGUUGAAUUGUGUCAUAUGUGACAAAAAUUAUAUUUUAAUAAAAAAAACCAGA